Molecule: messenger RNA, 1035 nt
Organism: Argentina anserina (silverweed cinquefoil)
Lineage: Eukaryota; Viridiplantae; Streptophyta; Magnoliopsida; Rosales; Rosaceae
Product: formin-like protein 5
Exons: 1
Coding region: 1-1035 (344 amino acids)
Source: RefSeq, a predicted model, not a curated record
AUGUCUCUUGGUGCUGCUGGUGGCUAUGGCCUUACCGGUGAGGCUGCCGCAGCUUUCACAGCUGCAGCUGCAGGGGCCAUCGGGCAGGCCGCAUCAAGCAUCCUCGGAAGAUCACUUCCACGCGGCCGUAACAAUCAGAGAUCACCACCGCGUAGACGUCGAUGCACGUGCCCGCGAAGGUCACCACCUACGCCACCAAUGAAAAAGCCACCGCCCUCUCCCCCACCUUCAAGAAAGGGACCACCACCACCACCACCAAUAACAAAAAAGGCACCACCACCACUACCGCCGCCGGCGCCAGCUCCAGCACCUCAAGAUGACAAUCAUGUGACACUAGCUCCAAUACCUCAAGAUGUCGAUGAUGAUAUCUCACCAGCUCCCCCACCUCAAGAUGUCGAUGAUAUCACACCAGCUCUCGCACCUCAAGAGGACAACUCAUUACUUUCAACAUAUGAUAAACCUCCACCUCCUUCAAAAAAGAGAACACCACAAAAAAAGGUGGUACCACCUCCACCACCUUCUAAGAAUAAACUACUACCGACAAUGCCGUCACCACAUCCAAGAAAUGCAUUGCUACCAAGAAAGCCACCACCAACUCUACCACGUCCAAGAAAUGCAAUACUACCGAAAAAGCCACCACCAUCAUAUUAUGUGUAUACACCCCCUGUUGAUAGCGGAUUCGGAUUCAGAUAUAGACCUGGAUGGUCCGCCUAUGGCGACGGGAUAGGAUCAGAUUCGAUCUCAGACAUGGGUAGACGGCAGAACCGUGAAUAUGUAAUCUCACAUUUAGCAUUAACGGAUUUAAUGCCCAAUACGGGUCAGUGCAAGUGCCGUCCGGAUAGGAAGUCCCGUACUCCACCAUCUCCAACCAAACCCUCGCCACCAUCUCAAGGACGGCCACCACCUUCCCAACCUCUGAGAAAGGCACCACCACCACCACCAUUAUCGGAGAAUAAUGAGGCACCGGCUCCUUCACCUGAAAUUGAUGAAGAGGAAGAUGAAAUCUCUCCUUCACCUCCUCCAACUUGUAAGUAA